AUGUUGACAGCAGUUAAACAAUCAGUCAUUAUAACAAAUCACUUCAAGUCAAUGAAUAGCAACACCAUCCAAUACAUCAUUGAAAUCAUUUGGAAUUAUCCACAGAAGCCAGAAUCCAUGAAAAUCUUUGUUUUAACAUUGGCCGUUUUGGUUUCCUCGGCUUUGGGAGGCUCGCUGAGUAGCACUUACUUGCCACCACAUCAAGGUAGUGCUUCUGCACCUUCCAGGCAGUAUUUGGCACCUGCUGCUUCAGCACCAGCCGUUCAUUAUGCUGCUCCAGCUGCUGUCUCCCAUGGACAUUCAGGUGGUUUCUCUUCUGGUGGCUACUCUGGUGGUCACGCUGGCGGUCACUCUGGUGGUCACUCUGGCGGCCACUCUGGCGGUCACUCUGGUGGACACUCUGGCGGUUUCUCUUCUGGUGGUCACUCUGGAGGUUUUGCCCAAGCUGCAUCCGCUCCUUCCAGACAAUACUUGGCUCCAGCUGCUUCUGCUCCAGCCGCUCACUAUGCUGCCCCAGCUGCUGUCUCUCAUGCUGCCAGUUACUCUGCUCCAGCUGCCAGUUACUCUGCUCCUGCUGCCAGCUACUCUGCUCCUGCUGCUUCCCAUGGCCACAGCAGUGGUUAUUCCCAUGCUGCUUCUGCUCCUGCUGCACGUUACUCUGCUCCUGCUGCUUCUAGCUCUUACAGCCAUGGCUCUGGUGGUUUCUCCCAAGCUGCUUCAGCUCCAGCUGUCCGCUAUUCGGCCCCAUCCAACCAAUACAUAGCUCCAGCUGCCUCUGCUCCAGCUGUCAGCUACUCUGCCCCUGCUGCUGUCUCCCAUAGUCAUGGCGGUGGUUUCUCAUCCGGUGGCCACUCUGGUGGUUAUGCUCAAGCUGCUUCUGCUCCAGCUGUCAGCUACUCUGCCCCAGCUGCUUCCCAUGGUCAUAGCGGUGGUUUCUCAUCUGGUGGACAUUCCGGAGGUUUCGCUGCCUCUGCUCCAGCUGCCAGCUACUCAGCUCCUGCUGCUUCUUCUCAUGGCAGUGGUUACUCAUAUGGCGCUGCUUCCGCCCCCGCUCCCAGAUACUCUGCCCCAGCUGCUAGCUACUCAGCCCCAGCUGCUAGCUACUCUGCCCCUGCCGCCAGCUACUCUGCUCCCGCCGCCAGCUACUCUGCUCCCGCCGCCAGCUACUCUGCCCCUGCCGCCAGCUACUCUGCCCCUGCUGCCAGCUACUCUGCCCCUGCUGCCAGCUACUCUGCUCCAGCUGCACAGUACUCCGGAGCUUUUGCACAACCCUCUAGGCAAUACUUGGCUCCAGCUGCUAGCUAUGCUGCUCCAGCUGCCAGCUAUUCUGCACCAGCUCAUGCACCAUCUUCCCAUUAUGGGGCUCCUGCUGCACCCUCCCGACAAUAUUUGGCUCCUGUCGCUGCUUCGGCACCAGCUGUAAGUUAUUCUGCCCCUGCAACUAGUUUCUCUGCCGGCCCUGCUGUUAGCCAUUAUUCAGCAGCCUCACAACAUCAUGGCCACUCAACAAACUCAUUUGGUUUCUCUGGCAAUAGUGGUGGUGGCACUCAGUACGCAUCCAAUGGUGGUUAUGCUCGUCACUAA
Stomoxys calcitrans (stable fly) is the source of this 1584-nucleotide messenger RNA. RefSeq names its product prisilkin-39-like. The transcript has 7 exons. Gene Ontology annotation, biological process: positive regulation of transcription by RNA polymerase II. Lineage: Eukaryota; Metazoa; Arthropoda; Insecta; Diptera; Muscidae. Gene Ontology annotation, cellular component: RNA polymerase II transcription regulator complex. The record is from RefSeq and is a predicted model, not a curated record. Gene Ontology annotation, molecular function: transcription coactivator activity. Bases 1 to 1584 code for a protein of 527 amino acids.